AUGCCGUCGCUACUCGUCCACUCGCUGUUUGCGCGCCAGAAUCCGCUGGAUGAGGCCAAGAACACGCUCAGUUCAUGGGACAACUGCAUGGCCAAGGCCUACUGCAACGGCAGUGGUGGAAGAGGCCACAAACGCGUCAAGAGCGAUCCCGCCGCCCCGUAUCCCACGCCAUAUGGAGCGCCUCCUCCGCCCAUGAACCCCUACAACCAGAACCCCUACGCCCAGGCGCAUGCCGCUGCGCCGCCGCCUCCGCCCAUCGACACCCGCCCGGUGAACCAGCAGUAUCGCUCCAACGCCAUGCCCACCUUCGCGCCAGCCGCGCAGCCCGAGAGACCGCAGUUCGCGACUUUCGAUUCGACAAGAGCCGUCGUCAACGAAGAUUCGCUUCCCGCAAUGCCCACGUGGAAAGACGGGCGCGACGUCCACGUCCAAGUCGAGGAACAACCCAUGCCCCAGAAACAAGGCGACAUGGAGAUGGACAGGCUAGACCGCAACGGCAGUCCAAUCAGUGGAUCAAUGGCAGGCGUAGCAGCGGCAGCCGUGCCCACACAAAGACGAUCGCCUGGCCCGGGCCGGUCCCCGGUAUCGCCAAUGGACAACUACGGUCAGGGCUACCCUCAAAGCGGCUAUCAAAACGAUUCAUUCGUCAGCGAAGGAGCCCCGUUGAACGGCCAGGGUGCAUACGGCCGACCAUACGCGCAGCAGGACGACUACCGCAGAGGUUCGCCAGCGCAUAACCUAUCACCAGUCUACAGCGCAAACGAAGGAUACGCACCACAGCAGCCGCAGCAGCAGCAACAACCCUACGGCCGCCGCUCGCCAGGCGCGCCCCAAGCCUACGACUCCCACGACCAGCUCAGUCAAUACAACCAGCAACCUCCCUACAACCAACAACCUUCCUAUAACCAACAACCUUCCUACAAUCAACCACAAACCUACGACCAGCGCGACUACUACGACGAACCCGACCACCGCCACCAAUCCCCCUCACCACCUGCCGCGAACCCCUACGCCUACAACAACGACCCCUCCCCGUCGUACGGUACCUACACGCCCCCACCAGCACCCGCAGCGUUGCAACCCGGCUACGCAGCCUCAGAGUCAACAAACCAUGGCUCUUUCACAAAUGCGGCGCCAGCAUACCCAGGGCAGAGGUCGUAUACGCCGGUGGCUGGAAGUGUGGGGCAGCAGCAGCAGCCAUAUCGCGCUUUCACACCGGGCGCGGAACAGCAACAACAACAACAACCGCAGCAGCAGUAUACUGGGGUUAGUAGGAAACCUGUUGACGGGUCUUUUAGGGAAAUAUAG
Messenger RNA from Alternaria viburni, 1308 nucleotides. RefSeq lists its product as uncharacterized. Lineage: Eukaryota; Fungi; Ascomycota; Dothideomycetes; Pleosporales; Pleosporaceae. The transcript is spliced from 2 exons. The record is from RefSeq and is a predicted model, not a curated record. The coding region runs from base 1 to 1308 and encodes 435 amino acids.